GGGGGUGCUGAGGGGGACCCCGAAACAGAGCCAGGGGGUGCUGAGGGGGAGAACGUUCUGGAGAAAUUAGAACGCUUACUGCUGCUCUACGGGGUCCACAUCGACUCUUCAGAGAACUGAUCUCACUGCCUUCAUCGGGCCAGCUCUCAGUCAGAAAGACAAUGUCAUUUGUACUUCAUUUUAUUCUGUAGUUUAUAAGGUUGUGUUUAUUUUGGGUUAUUUUAUGUAAAAUGUCAAGUUUAAAGUACAUUGUGUACUUUUGUGUAUUGAAGUUCUCUGACCUCUAUUACUCACCUGGCAUUGUGAUGUCAGAGUGAGGUCACAGUGUGUUUGGAAUGUGCGCUCCUAUGACCCGGACGUUCCGGGCUCCCUCCCUAUGAAAGGCCUUGGGCGGGAAGGCGGGUCAUUGUCUCAGAAGCUGCAGGUCAUGUGGCUGUCUGUGCCACUGCAGCUGCUGCUACUGCUGCAGGUCCUCCUGGGGCUUCCCAUGCUCCUCUCUGCCUACGAGGCCCCGGAGGACAAGGAGGACGUGUUUGCGAAGAGGGCGUGCCCGGCGUUCCUGGUGUUUGAGAGCGUGGCGUUCCUGGAGGACAUGACGGUGGAGCUGCCCUGCCGCUGCAAGCCGGAGCAGGCGCGCUCGGUGGUGUGGUACUAUCAGAGGCGCCUGCGCGCGGGCGCGCGCGCGCUGACGGACUUCGAGGGCACGGUUCUGGUGGACUGGACCCGGGCGGGGCGGGACUCGGACCUGCGCGGCCGCUUCUCCAUCCGGCUGUUCAGCCUGCUGGUGUUCCGCGCGCGGGCGGAGGAUUCGGGGCACUACGUGUGCGGGACGGCCUCGGGACAGUUCUUCUACGGCUACCACAUGGACGUGCAGCGCACGGGCCGCGUGUCCUUCCCCCCCCGGGCCCCCCGGGCCCCCCCGCGGGCGCGCAGCGGGGGCCGGGGCCUGUUUGGGGCGUUCACCAGCUUCUGGCCGUGGUCGGUGUGUGAUCGGUGCGGGGUGCGGGGGGAGCAGACGCGGGUGGGGCUGUGCUACCUGAGGAGCGACUACCUGAGUGUGCGCUACAUACCCACCUCCUCCUCCCCCACCUCCUCCUCCUCCUCCUCCCCCUCCUCCCCCUCCUCCUCGCUCCCCUGUGGGUCCGCGGCAGUGCCCCCCCGCUUCCGGCUGGACUCGGCGGCGAAGAAGGGGGCGGAGCUUGCGGUGCGGAGCUGCCACGCCCCCUGCCCCCCGGUUCCCGUGGCGACGGCCGAGCGGCGGCCCCUCCUGGACUUCCUGGGCGUGUCCGCCGAGCCGCCGGCGUCCGAGCCCCCCGGGCUCUACCACUCCCACCCGGCCGGGGCCCCCCUCACGCUGGCCUGCCCCGGGGCCCAACCGCACCUGGCCGUGGCCUGGGACCGGGCGGGGCGGCCGCUGUACCGCGCGCGCCACCUGGAGGGCCGCAACCGCACCUCCACGCUCCACAUCGACCGCGGGGGCCACCUGCACCUGCGGCCCGUCGCCCUGGGAGACCAGGGCACCUACACCUGCUGGCUGCAGGGCCGGCGGGCGGCCCACAUCCACCUGGGGGUCUACCUGCGCCUGGGACGCUCCCGCCUGCCCUCGGACCCCGAGUCCCAGCACGCCCUGCGCGCCCUGGGCCUGUGCUACGCCCUCUACUGCCUGCUCUUCAUCCUCCUCACUCUCCUCCGCCUCUUCUGGAGCGCCCUGGAGAGGAAGCGGCUGUAGG
Molecule: messenger RNA, 1730 nt
Organism: Conger conger (European conger)
Lineage: Eukaryota; Metazoa; Chordata; Actinopteri; Anguilliformes; Congridae
Product: Ig-like V-type domain-containing protein FAM187A
Exons: 1
Coding region: 377-1729 (450 amino acids)
Source: RefSeq, a predicted model, not a curated record